GAACAAAGUCAAACAUGCAAACAUUAUUACAUUUUCGCUAGUUUUAGCGUUUUGAGACAGUCCGAACCCACGCCCAACGUUGUCCUUAUUAGACUGCUCCUUCCUUACACUUUUAUUAGCUUGAUUAUAUCCAGGCGAAAAUGGUUUGAGAGAACAGAGCAGCAUUUCAUUGAUUCCCAUUUGGUUGUUACGAAGGGGAGAAUGACAAACAAAACUUGGCACAACAAAACACGUACGUAACAAACUUUGGAACGUAGUAUUAAACGGGACCACUUUUCCAGGUUAAUCAAUCAACAGCAGGGAUAUUUGCACGCACCUUUAGAAUGGCCGAUUACAAGUUCAGAUUUCCUGUGCAAGUCGUGGCCAUAAUUGAUCUGGUUAUGACCAUCGUCUCAAUUUACCUCCUCGUCAUGUUCUUCUUUCUCACGGUGGCUCUCAGCUCUUGUCUCUCCACGAAGGACGACUGUUCCUCCUUCGUGGAAAUGGGUGGGGGUGGUCUGGCCAAAUUUGGGCUUACUUUUAGAAAGUCGUCUUCCUCGUCUUACUCUCAUGCAGUGAUUAAUUCGGGUUAUCCUAAUAGCGAUAACGCUGAUUCUUUUGAGGAUGACGAGAGUAAAGAAGACAAUAACAACGUGGACGAGUUUAGAAAACCCUUUGAAGAGUUCGGAUUUGACAAUAGGAAUCGGAAUCCAGGACAGACGAAAGAAGUCGAUCUAAAUUUUGGAAGUAAUCGAAAUUCGGAAAGAAAUCAUGAUAGUUUUGGAAGGACUCGAAAUCAAAAUCAGAAACCUUCCGGAUUUGAAUGGUUCAUAUCUCAAGAACCGAAAGCUGACUUUCUCCAAAUUCAGGCUGCUGGAGGUCAAGAAAAAGAUGAUGGAAAAUUCACGGGUGCCAUGCGUGUCCUCUUCAUAGUCAUUGUUAUCGUAUUUUGGAUUUUCUUUGCAAUUGCGGCGAUUCUCGAAAUUGUUAUGCUCGUUGCAGCCAUACGCCUCCUUAUCAGCACAAAAGAGGGAAAACAUCCAAGUGACGCUUUAAGAUCUGCGAAUUGUUGGAGAAUUUGUUCUGCCAUUUUGACAGUCCUCUUUGUCCUUAACUUUUUUGGGGGAGCUGGUCAAACCAAUUUGGAGAGCAUUGUGGUGGGAGGUGCCAACGUACUUUUUCGCGUCAUCGGAAUUAUUCUAGUUUCUCUUUACAUUCGAGAGUUAAAAACUUUCCAAACGCCACAAACUGGGCAAAAGUACUACGACGUGGGCGGAAGUGGGGGGCAGAUGAUGCCUCUGACUGAGCAGAGACAGGUGGAAUGGAAUAUGCCGCAGAAUGUUUAAUUAAAUGCUUCUUACAUACAUAUUACUCAAUGUGAAAUUAUGUACUUGUGUAGCAGGGGUCGAUUUUACUUAAUUUUUUGUACCAUUGGAGUCAUUUACCAAUUCGAAUGUGUGCUUUAUGAUGAUCAGUCGUAUUUACUACAAUUUUAUUCACUCUGUUAAUUUUACAUACCUAAAUUGAACUGCAUGUAGUACGUAAACAUGUAAUUGGUGUGUUUUCAUUUGUAUUUAACCAAUAAAGCAAUCAAAUGGACA
Folsomia candida is the source of this 1580-nucleotide messenger RNA. RefSeq lists its product as uncharacterized. The record is from RefSeq and is a predicted model, not a curated record. The coding region runs from base 324 to 1325 and encodes 333 amino acids. The transcript has 5 exons. NCBI's taxonomy places the organism in Eukaryota, Metazoa, Arthropoda, Collembola, Entomobryomorpha, Isotomidae.